AGCCACUCUUCGGGGCACGCACGUCGGAUGGUUUUCACUUGCGUUGUUUGCGUUGCAGGAGCAUGCGAACACUUGCGACUUCCGUCAUCGCAGCCAAGUGCCUUCGCCUUCCACGUCAUAACGUUAACAGGAUCCGUUGAUUCUAUGGUUCCUCCUCUAUCCACCGUUCAUUGCAUAUAACCGCUACUUCUGUUGGUUUGCUUUGACACGGUUCACCCCUUUCGCAUUACCUUCUCCGGCAUGUCCAAUUCUUCCCCACAAAGACCUUUUCGCGAUGCGACGCCGCGUGAUCCCUUUCGCCCUUCUCCACCUCCUCUCCCUCGCUCUUCUCGCAUCGUCACAACGUCGGCUGGUCAUCCUCAGGGAAGACUACGCCGACUUCUUUUCCACCCCCUCCGCCUUAGGCACGGCCGAUGACUCCCGCGGCUCUGAAGACUCCGCUAACUGGGACGAGUUCGGAGACCCGGAGUCAUCCCUCACCGCCGCUGGAGAUUACGACCCGGGCUCAUGGCUUCCCAUGAUCGAGUCCGCCUCCUCUCCUCUCUCUUUCGUCAACUCCUCCUCUGACCCACGCGAGGCUCUCUACUACUCCGGCGUCCGCCACAUGAUCUCCGCCGCGGCCGCCUCCUCCGACCCAGCGGACAUGGAAGCUGCCGCUGCCGAGAUCGAGGCCGCGGCCUCCGCUGGCCUCCCCCACGCCCAGUCCGCUCUUGGCUUCCUCCACGGUACCGGCCUCAUGCGCUCCCAGAGCCGCCCCAAGUCCUUCCUCUACCACCACUUCGCCGCCAAGGGCGGCAACAUGCAGUCCAAGAUGGUCCUCGCCUACACCUAUUUCCGACAGGACAUGCACGAGGAGGCAGUGAAGCUCUAUGCGGAACUCGCGGAGGUGGCCAUCGCGAGCUUUAGAAUAUCGAAGGAACCGCCUGUGAUCGAGCCUAUCCGGAUCCACAGUGGUACCGAAGAGAAUAAAGAGGCACUGAGGAAGUCACGAGGGGAGGCAGAUGAGAAUUUUCAGAUCAUCGAGUACCAGGCAUUGAAGGGCAAUUCGUUUGCCAUGUACCAGAUCGGGUUGCUGUACUAUUAUGGGUUGAGGGGAGUGAGGAGGGACAACACCAAGGCGCUGCAUUGGUUGUUGAAGGCCGUGGAGAAGGGGGAUCCGAGAGCAAUGGAGUUCUUAGGGGAGAUGUAUACCCGAGGGGCUGGAGUGGAGAGGAAUUACACCAAGGCUUUCGAAUUGCUAACUCUUGCAUCCAAGCAUAAGCUCUACUCUGCCUAUAAUGGUUUGGGAUACCUCUAUGCUAAAGGUUAUGGAGUAGAGAAAAAAAACUACACUAAGGCAAAGGAAUAUUUUGAGAAAGCUGUGGAAAAUAAGGAGCCUGGUGGUUAUUAUAACCUAGGUGUGUUGUAUCUUAAGGGCAUUGGUGUGAAAAGAGAUUUAGAGACAGCCUGCAAAUUAUUUCUUGCUGCAGCUAAUGCCGGUCAGCCAAAGGCUGUCUACCAAGUUGCAAGAUUGUUCCAGACAGGCAUAGGCCUCAAGAAGAAUCUUCAAAUAGCUACACAUUUGUACAAAACAGUGGCAGAGAGGGGUCCUUGGAGCUCCUUAUCAAGUUGCGCUCUGGAGUCUUAUCUGAAAGGAGAUGUGGGUAAGUCACUUCUGUUGUAUUCCAGAAUGGCAGAGCUGGGAUAUGAGGUGGCACAAAGUAAUGCUGCUUGGAUCCUUGAUAAAUAUGGAGAACAAAGCAUUUGCAUGGGCGAAUCUGGCUUUUGCACAAACACAGAAAGGCAUCUUCGUGCCCACACUUUGUGGUGGCAAGCAUCAGAGCAGGGUAAUGAACAUGCAGCUUUGUUGAUUGGCGAUGCUUACUACUAUGGCCGGGGAAUUGCUAGAGACUAUGAACGAGCUGCAGAGGCAUACAUGCAUGCUCGGUCGCAAUCGAAUGCUCAGGCCAUCUUUAAUAUAGGAUACAUGCAUGAACAUGGUCAAGGACUUCCACUUGAUCUUCAUCUGGCUAAAAGGUACUAUGAUCAGGCCCUUGCAGUUGAUCCUGCAGCACAAUUACCAGUUAAGCUGGCGCUCAUGGGCUUGUGGAUAAGGAUGAACUAUGCUGACAGCUCCCUGGUUAAGGUGAUUGAUUCACUUCCAAAACUAUUUCCAAGAUUAGAGGCAUGGGUGGACGAAGUACUGAUGGACGAAGGAAAUGCAACCAUAUUAACUCUGUUUGCUUGCCUCUUGGCUGUACUUUACCUCCGGGAACGGCAGAGGCGGCAAGCUGAGGCCCCUCAACCUGAUAAUGCACCCAAUUAGAGUUUAUUCAGGGGAACACUGAAAACUCAGUCAGAGUUGUGACUUACAGAUCAUCAGAUUUCUUAUCUACUUAACAACAUUUGCUGUCUUUGGACGCUGCGCAUACCCUCCACGGCUGCAUGCGGUUUGUAGUGCAUCGAUUUGCUCUCAUCCCAGCAAUCGAAGAAGCAUCGCCUCCUUACGCAAAAUCGGCUUAUCGUUUUAUUGCUCGUGUUGUAUUUUCUAUAGACAAUAUGAUUUCUCAUGUCGAGUCCUUUUUAUCGUUUUUACCCCGACGGUCUGUAAGCUGCGGUACAUACUCUUCCAGCAUGUUCCUAGCCGUGUGUUUACUGUUUGUAGUCG
Messenger RNA from Musa acuminata AAA Group (dessert banana), 2647 nucleotides. RefSeq names its product ERAD-associated E3 ubiquitin-protein ligase component HRD3-like. The transcript is spliced from 7 exons. The record is from RefSeq and is a predicted model, not a curated record. The coding region runs from base 275 to 2305 and encodes 676 amino acids. Lineage: Eukaryota; Viridiplantae; Streptophyta; Magnoliopsida; Zingiberales; Musaceae. Gene Ontology annotation, molecular function: protein binding.